AGUGAAAAAUGAUAAUUACAAGACGUGUUCCGGGCAAAACGAUUUGAACCUCUUGGCCUUCCAUACGUCAUGCUCGCUUAUAAAGAUCAGAUAACUCUUAACACGUGCUUUCAUAUCUGGCUGGCUCAGUUCGAUAAUGAGUACGUUAUGACGCUGUGCGCGGAUUGAAGUGACUUGUUAAUAAACAAAACUGGCACAGUUUCUUUCUCCACCUUUCCAUCAAUAGCUGGGGAUUCGUAAAAUGCGGUUGAAAGGCAUAUUUUUACUCCUGUCUUUAGGAGCGUUCACAUCGUAUUACGUUUACCAGCCCAUUCCAGACGAGAUAGAGGAGAGAUGGAAACUCAUGUUGACCGACUGUUUCUUCAGAAGUCUCAGCCACCUGGCAGACUUCAGUGAGCUGCUGGGUUUGAAGGACUACAUGGGGGUGAUGAUGUUCAUCACCUUUGCUGAGCGCGUGUUCCCCGUGUCAGACCAACGUGUGCACGUUACAGAGGAGCUGUUUGAUGGGGUGGAGGUGGUGGUGUACCAGCCCAAACUGCAGGGCGGCGACACUGAGCUGAGGAGAGCAGUCAUAUACCUGCACGGAGGAGGAUGGUGCCUGGGCAGCGCCAGAAUGGGACCAUACGACCUCCUGGCUAGGCAGAUGGUCAUGGAUCUUAACUCUGUGGUUGUGUCUGUAGAGUACCGCCUGGCCCCCGAGCACCAUUUCCCUGUCCCGUAUGAGGACGUGUACCGCGUGGUGAAGCACUUCCUCCAGAGGGCGGUCCUGGCCCAGUACUCUGUCGACCCAGGACGCAUCGCUGUAUCUGGGGACAGCGCCGGAGGGAACCUGGCUGCAGCCGUGUCCCAGCAGUUGCAGCAGGAUCCAGAACAGCAGCAGCAGCUGAAGGUCCAGGCCCUGCUCUACCCUGUGCUGCAGGCUCUGGACCUCAAUACCCCGUCCUACCAGCAGAACCAGAACAUGCCUAUCCUACCCCGCACCCUUAUGGUGCGCUUCUGGAGCGAAUACUUCACCAGCGACAAGACCUUCUUCAGAGCCAUGAUGACCAACACUCACAACAGCCCGGAGUCCGCUGCUCUGCUCAACUUCGUCAACUGGAGUGUCUUCCUGCCAGAGUCCUACCGGGGGACGUAUAACUACAGCGUUCCGGUCAUGGCGUUGUCGGCGGGAGGGUCGGACGGGCCAUCGCGCUCCAUCGCUGACCCCCGGGCCUCGCCCCUGCUGGUCCCAGACGCUGCUUUACGCUCGCUACCCAAGGCCUACGUUCUGACGUGUGAGUACGACGUGCUGCGGGACGACGGGGUGAUGUAUGCCACACGCCUGCGCCGCGCCGGAGUCGAGGUGACUCACGAACACUACGCCGGAGGUUUCCACGGCGCCCUCAUGUUCACCGUGUGGCCAACCGACUUCCAGAUUGGACGCACGAUGACGGAGAACUUCAUCAAAUGGCUGCAGCAUAACUUGUAGAAAACAGAAUGUUCCUUCCCGUUUCCCAUAGCAACCCAGCACCUGUUAUGUGCUACUGUACUUUCAUUUUUGACUCUUUGGUUGUUUUUACACAUCUUUUGUUUAUUUUUAAAAUAAAACUAAAGCACUGUCUGUUUGUAAUUAAAAAGGGCACCUACUGAGGGGUUUUACACUCUGAUACUACAUCUCAACAACAACACCAGAUGCUACUCAAAUACUGGUUAGCCUGGAUUUUAUAAUCGCCAAGGAAACCAAUGAGGCAGAACAUGAGGCAGACCAACUGAUGCCAGAUACAAGAAAUUUGAUGAAGCCAAGUGCUGUACAUUUCAUUUUGGACAUUUCCAUCUUGUUCUGCAUCUGAAUCGUGGAUCACUAUAAUAGCCCGUGUGUUUUAUUAGCAGAUUUUUGGUAGCACCCCUAAGGUCACAGGGAGAAAGACAAGGACAAAUACUUGUUUGGUGUUAUCUUUUAGAAUUGAGUGGGUAUGGAUAUAUUGUUUGUGGAGGACCAGUGUGGAGGACCAGUCUAGAGUGUGUGGAGGACCAGUCUAGAGUGUGUGGAGGACCAGUCUAGAGUGUGUGGAGGACCAGUCUAGAGUGUGUGGAGGACCAGUCUAGAGUGUGUGGAGGACCAGUCUAGAGUGUGUGGAGGACCAGUCUAGAGUGUGUGGAGGACCAGUCUAGAGUGUGUGGAGGACCAGUCUAGAGUGUGUGGAGGACCAGUCUAGAGUGUGUGGAGGACCAGUCUAGAGUGUGUGGAGGACCAGUCUAGAGUGUGUGGAGGACCAGUCUAGAGUGUGUGGAGGACCAGUCUAGAGUGUGUGGAGGACCAGUCUAGAGUGUGUGGAGGACCAGUCUAGAGUGUGUGGAGGACCAGUCUAGAGUGUGUGGAGGACCAGUCUAGAGUGUGUGGAGGACCAGUCUAGAGUGUGUGGAGGACCAGUCUAGAGUGUGUAGAGGACCAGUCUAGAGUGUGUAGAGGACCAGUCUAGAGUGUGUGGAGGACCAGUCUAGAGUGUGUGGAGGACCAGUCUAGAGUGUGUGGAGGACCAGUCUAGAGUGUGUGGAGGACCAGUCUAGAGUGUGUGGAGGACCAGUCUAGAGUGUGUGGAGGACCAGUCUAGAGUGUGUGGAGGACCAGUCUAGAGUGUGUGGAGGACCAGUCUAGAGUGUGUGGAGGACCAGUCUAGAGUGUGUGGAGGACCAGUCUAGAGUGUGUGGAGGACCAGUCUAGAGUGUGUAGAGGACCAGUCUAGAGUGUGUAGAGGACCAGUCUAGAGUGUGUGGAGGACCAGUCUAGAGUGUGUGGAGGACCAGUCUAGAGUGUGUGGAGGACCAGUCUAGAGUGUGUGGAGGACCAGUCUAGAGUGUGUGGAGGACCAGUCUAGAGUGUGUGAAGGACCAGUCUAGAGUGUGUGGAGGACCAGUCUAGAGUGUGUGGAGGACCAGUCUAGAGUGUGUAGAGGACCAGUCUAGAGUGUGUAGAGGACCAGUCUAGAGUGUGUGGAGGACCAGUCUAGAGUGUGUGGAGGACCAGUCUAGAGUGUGGAGGACCAGUCUAGAGUGUGUGGAGGACCAGUCUAGAGUGUGUGGAGGACCAGUCUAGAGUGUGUGGAGGACCAGUCUAGAGUGUGUGGAGGACCAGUCUAGAGUGUGUGGAGGACCAGUCUAGAGUGUGUGGAGGACCAGUCUAGAGUGUGUGAAGGACCAGUCUAGAGUGUGUGGAGGACCAGUCUAGAGUGUGUGGAGGACCAGUCUAGAGUGUGUGGAGGACCAGUCUAGAGUGUGUGGAGGACCAGUCUAGAGUGUGUGGAGGACCAGUCUAGAGUGUGUGGAGGACCAGUCUAGAGUGUGUGGAGGACCAGUCUAGAGUGUGUGGAGGACCAGUCUAGAGUGUGUGAAGGACCAGUCUAGAGUGUGUGGAGGACCAGUCUAGAGUGUGUGGAGGACCAGUCUAGAGUGUGUAGAAGACCAGUCUAGAGUGUGUGGAGGACCAGUCUAGAGUGUGUGGAGGACCAGUCUAGAGUGUGGAGGACCAGUGUAGAGUGUGUGGAGGACCAGUCUAGAGUGUGUGGAGGACCAGUCUAGUGUGUGGAGGACCAGUCUAGAGUGUGGAGGACCAGUCUAGAGUGUGUGGAGGACCAGUCUAGUGUGUGGAGGACCAGUCUAGAGUGUGUGGAGGACCAGUCUAGAGUGUGUGGAGGACCAGUCUAGAGUGUGUGGAGGACCAGUCUAGAGUGUGUGGAGGACCAGUCUAGAGUGUGUGAAGGACGAGUCUAGAGUGUGUGGAGGACCAGUCUAGAGUGUGUGGAGGACCAGUCUAGAGUGUGUAGAGGACCAGUCUAGAGUGUGUGAAGGACCAGUCUAGAGUGUGUAGAGGACCAGUCUAGAGUGUGUAGAGGACCAGUCUAGAGUGUGUAGAGGACCAGUGUAGAGUGUGGAGGACCAGUCUAGAGUGUGUAGAGGACCAGUCUAGAGUGUGUGGAGGACCAGUCUAGAGUGUGUGGAGGACCAGUCUAGAGUGUGUGGAGGACCAGUCUAGAGUGUGUGGAGGACCAGUCUAGAGUGUGGAGGACCAGUCUAGAGUGUGUAGAGGACCAGUCUAGAGUGUGUGGAGGACCAGUCUAGAGUGUGGAGGACCAGUCUAGAUUGUGUAGAGGACCAGUCUAGAGUGUGGAGGACCAGUCUAGAGUGUGUGGAGGACCAGUCUAGAGUGUGUAGAGGACCAGUCUAGAGUGUGUGGAGGACCAGUCUAGAGUGUGUGGAGGACCAGUCUAGAGUGUGUGGAGGACCAGUCUAGAGUGUGGAGGACCAGUCUAGAGUGUGUGGAGGACCAGUCUAGAGUGUGUGGAAGACCAGUCUAGAGUGUGUGGAGGACCAGUCUAGUGUGUAUGGAGGACCAGUCUAGAGUGUGUGGAGGACCAGUCUAGAGUGUAUGGAGGACCAGUCUAGAGUGUGUGGAGGACCAGUCUAGAGUGUGUGGAGGACCAGUCUAGAGUGUGUGGAGGACCAGUCUAGAGUGUGUGGAGGACCAGUCUAGAGUGUGUGGAGGACCAGUCUAGAGUGUGGAGGACCAGUCUAGAGUGUGUGGAGGACCAGUCUAGAGUGUGGAGGACCAGUCUAGAGUGUGUGGAGGACCAGUCUAGAGUGUGUGGAGGACCAGUCUAGAGUGUGUGGAGGACCAGUCUAGAGUGUGUGGAGGACCAGUCUAGAGUGUGUGGAGGACCAGUCUAGAGUGUGUGGAGGACCAGUCUAGAGUGUGUGGAGGACCAGUCUAGAGUGUGUGGAGGACCAGUCUAGAGUGUGUGGAGGACCAGUCUAGAGUGUGGAGGACCAGUCUAGAGUGUGUGGAGGACCAGUCUAGAGUGUGUGGAGGACCAGUCUAGAGUGUGGAGGACCAGUCUAGAGUGUGUGGAGGACCAGUCUAGAGUGUGUAGAGGACCAGUCUAGAGUGUGUGGAGGACCAGUCUAGAGUGUGGAGGACCAGUCUAGAGUGUGUGGAGGACCAGUCUAGAGUGUGGAGGACCAGUCUAGAGUGUGUGGAGGACCAGUCUAGAGUGUGGAGGACCAGUCUAGAUUACUAGGGAGGAACAUGGUUGUCAUCUUGAGUUGUUCUCAUCCCAUAAAGGCCUGUUACGCUCAGUGAUCAUGUGAGGUGUACUGAGCCUGUUCACUUGUCUUCCCACCGUUCUGUCUGCUGCUCUCUGUCUCAAUCUGCGUGACAUGGAAGGACCAACACGAGGGGGAAGGUCAAGGGGUUAAGUAAACCCCCUACAGCAUGUCAGACUUGGAAGUAUUUGUAGUCUGAGCAUGUAGCUGUUAUUGAGGUUGAACAGAGCUGCAGUCAAUUGAAUGCAGUGUAAAGUAGUAGCUUAGAGCUUACUGCAGAGCUAAUGGUCGCCCUAUCGGUUCCCCAGCUGACUCGGUUCCCCAGCUGACUCGGUUCCCCAGCUGACUCGGUUCCCCAGCUGACUCGGUUCCCCAGCUGACUCGGUUCCCCAGCUGACUCGGUUCCCCAGCUGACUCGGUUCCCCAGCUGACUCGGUUCCCCAGCUGACUCGGUUCCCCAGCUGACACUCCUCCUCUAACAAAAUCAUCUUGUUGGGGAAACAAAGCUCUGUGUUCUUUAUCAUUGGAUUAAUCAGACUUGAUGACUUGCACACAUAAUAUAGACAUAAUCUUAUCUGAGAUACUAUUUUAUUUAGCUUCAGUAUUCACCCUACAAAUCCUUGUAAAUAUCAUGACUGUCAUGAAUAUCACGUGUAGUGUUUAUUUUUUCAUGUGAAAUACGGAGAAUUGAAUACAUGCAUAAUAAAACCACCUCACCUGA
Salvelinus fontinalis (brook trout) is the source of this 5797-nucleotide messenger RNA. RefSeq names its product arylacetamide deacetylase-like. Bases 242 to 1468 code for a protein of 408 amino acids. The transcript has 5 exons. Gene Ontology annotation, molecular function: carboxylic ester hydrolase activity. The record is from RefSeq and is a predicted model, not a curated record. Gene Ontology annotation, cellular component: membrane. Lineage: Eukaryota; Metazoa; Chordata; Actinopteri; Salmoniformes; Salmonidae.